Macadamia integrifolia is the source of this 3070-nucleotide messenger RNA. RefSeq names its product phospholipase D alpha 1. Gene Ontology annotation, cellular component: plasma membrane. Gene Ontology annotation, biological process: phosphatidylcholine metabolic process; phospholipid catabolic process. Lineage: Eukaryota; Viridiplantae; Streptophyta; Magnoliopsida; Proteales; Proteaceae. Gene Ontology annotation, molecular function: D-type glycerophospholipase activity; calcium ion binding. The transcript is spliced from 4 exons. The coding region runs from base 378 to 2804 and encodes 808 amino acids. The record is from RefSeq and is a predicted model, not a curated record.
CACGAUGUUUUCUUCGCGUAUUAUCCGGGUCGCUUCUUGAAAUCUCUUCGUCUUCUCCUUUAUUCCAUUUCUCUAUUUUAAUCUUUAGUCUCUGCAGUUCUACUGUGCAGAAACUAGAUCAGAUCCAUUUCUUCACUUCCCUUCUGGACCGAUAGCGAUCUCUUGUUUUUAGUUCACUUCGUUGUCUCAGUUCCUCUCUCGUGAAAAUCUACUGUCUUUCAAGCUAUGAUCUUUGCUUGAUUGAUGAUCUAUCCCGGAGCUAGAUUGAUCGUUGAAGUUUAAUUCGGUUUAAAAAAAAAAAAAAAUCGGAUCUUGAGCUUUUUCUACUAGUUCAAGUGAUUUGAGAUAGUUUCUGCAGUGAGUUGCAGAGUUUACUAAUGGCGCAAAUUCUUCUUCAUGGGACACUUCAUGCUACGAUCUUCGAGAUUGAUAGGCUGCACGGAGGAGGUGGUCCUAAGAUCUUCCGGAAGCUUAUGGAGGGAAUUGAGGACACUAUUGGUCUAGGAAAAGGGAUCAGCAAACUGUAUGCAACAGUUGAUCUAGAAAAAGCUAGAGUUGGCCGAACCAGAAUGCUGGAAAAAGAACCUGUUAAUCCCAGGUGGUACGAGUCUUUUCAUAUUUACUGCGCCCAUAUGGCCUCUAAUAUUAUCUUCACUGUCAAAGAUGAAAAGCCCAUUGGGGCAGCAGUAGUUGGAAGAGCUUACGUACCUGUGGAGGAAGUCUUAAAUGGGGAAGAAGUAGAUAGAUGGGUCGAAAUCUUGGAUAACGACCACAAUCCUAUACAUGGAGGCCCAAAGAUACAUGUGAAGCUGCAGUUUUUCGAUAUUACUAAAGAUCGUAACUGGGCUAGGGGUGUCAGAAGUGUGAAAUUCCCUGGGGUCCCUUACACAUUCUUCUCACAUAGACAGGGAUGCAAAGUUUCUCUGUACCAAGAUUCCCAUAUCCCAGACGACUUUAUCCCAAAAAUACCUCUUUCUGGAGGCAACUACUAUGAGCCCCAUAGAUGCUGGGAGGAUAUAUUUGAUGCAAUCACCAAUGCUAAACACUUGAUUUACAUAACUGGGUGGUCUGUGUACACCGAGAUAACCUUGGUGAGGGACUCAAGAAGGCCAAAGCCUGGAGGAGAUAUUACCCUGGGUGAGCUUCUCAAGAAGAAGGCUAGUGAAGGUGUCAGGGUCCUUAUGCUUGUUUGGGAUGAUAGGACAUCUGUUGGUUUGCUAAAGAAGGAUGGGUUGAUGGCCACCCAUGACGAAGAAACUGGUAAUUUCUUCCAUGACACUGACGUCCACUGUGUCUUGUGCCCUCGUAAUCCUGAUGAUGGGGGGAGCAUUGUUCAAGACUUGGAGAUUUCAACAAUGUUCACUCAUCAUCAGAAGAUUGUGGUGGUGGAUAGUGCAUUGCCCAGUGGUGGGUCGGAUAAGAGGCGCAUUGUGAGUUUUGUUGGUGGUAUAGAUCUUUGUGAUGGGAGGUAUGAUACACCCUUCCAUUCACUUUUCAGAACCUUGGAUACAGCCCACCAUGAUGAUUUCCAUCAGCCCAACUUCACUGGUGCUUCAAUCAAUAAAGGUGGACCUAGGGAGCCUUGGCAUGAUAUUCAUUCCCGGCUAGAAGGACCUAUAGCUUGGGAUGUACUGUACAAUUUUGAGCAGAGGUGGAGGAAGCAAGGGGGGAAGGACUUACUUGUUCAGCUCAGGGACCUUGGUGACAUCAUUAUACCACCAUCUCCUGUUACGUUCCCAGAAGACCAUGAAACAUGGAAUGUCCAGUUAUUCCGAUCCAUUGACGGUGGUGCUGCCUUUGGCUUCCCUGAGACACCAGAGGAUGCAGCCCGGGCUGGGCUUGUCAGUGGGAAGGACAACAUCAUUGAUCGAAGUAUUCAGGAUGCUUAUAUAAAUGCCAUUAGACGAGCAAAGAAUUUCAUUUACAUUGAAAAUCAAUAUUUCCUUGGAAGCUCAUUCGGUUGGAAGGCAGAUGACAUCAAGGUUGAGGAUAUUGGUGCUUUGCAUCUUAUUCCAAAGGAACUCUCACUUAAGAUUGUCAGUAAGAUUGAAGCAGGGGAGAGGUUUACUGUCUAUGUUGUGGUCCCUAUGUGGCCAGAAGGGAUUCCAGAGAGUGGAUCAGUUCAAGCAAUAUUAGAUUGGCAGAGGAGGACAAUGGAAAUGAUGUACACUGAUAUAACUCAGGCCCUUAGCGCUAAGGGGAUCGAGGCAAACCCCAAGGACUAUUUGACAUUCUUUUGCCUUGGGAAUCGAGAGAUGAAGAAGGGUGGUGAAUAUGAACCUUCGGAACAACCAGAGCCAGAUUCAGAUUAUAGCAGAGCCCAGCAAGCACGGCGUUUCAUGAUAUAUGUUCAUGCUAAGAUGAUGAUAGUUGACGAUGAAUACAUAAUCGUUGGUUCUGCCAAUAUCAACCAGAGGUCAAUGGAUGGUGCUAGGGACUCUGAGAUAGCUAUGGGAGCCUACCAACCAUAUCAUCUAGCCAAUAGGGAACCCGCCAGGGGUCAGAUCCAUGGCUUCCGGAUGGCUUUAUGGUACGAGCAUCUUGGCAUGCUUGAUGAUUCAUUCGACCAGCCUGAGAGUGUGCAAUGCGUGCAGAAGGUAAACAAGAUUGCUGAGAAGUAUUGGGAUAUUUACUCCAGUGAUUCUCUGGAUCGCGACCUGCCAGGUCACCUUCUCUGCUACCCAGUUGCAGUAGCAAGUGACGGGACCAUCACAGAAUUUCCAGGGAUGGAACACUUCCCCGACACCAAGGCUCGCAUUCUUGGUGCCAAAUCUGACUAUCUUCCUCCAAUCCUCACUACGUAAAUGGGAUCGUCUACUUAAAGAAUCAUUAUCUUUUAUCUUCCUUUAUCACCGCAGACGCAGUAUAGUGGCAAUAAGUAACAUAUGCAUUGUAAUUUUCAAAUACUGUCUUUAUAGGUAUGCAACUUGUGAAAGGUGUUCAUGUCAGGUCUUUCAGAGUUUGGGUUUGUAUUUUGUGAUUCUGGUACUGACUUGUUACUAUCCUUUGUGGAGUUUUGUUUGUUCUACCCUUUUGUUGCUAUAUUAGUAUUGCUGGUACUUCAAAGAAA